Molecule: messenger RNA, 3105 nt
Organism: Linum tenue
Lineage: Eukaryota; Viridiplantae; Streptophyta; Magnoliopsida; Malpighiales; Linaceae
Source: the annotation of a GenBank genome assembly
AUGAGUUAUUUUGAAGGGGCUUCCACCGCGGCUGACCCAUCGGAUGCAUCGAUUGGUGUUGAUUCCGAUACUUGGCAGCUGCCUCUUCCUUCGGGAGAAUACGAGGUGUUUCUGAACUUCAGAGGCCCGGACACUCGUUAUCAGAUCACCGAUAUCCUUUAUCGGUUUCUGGUUCGCUUGAGGAUUCGAACAUUUUUAGACGAUGAGAAUCUCCGGGAAGGGGAAGGGAUAUGGCCAAGCCUCGUCGAGGCCAUCGAGCAAUCGAAGAUUUACGUUCCGAUCUUCUCGGAGGACUACGCCAACAGUAAAUGGUGCCUCAGAGAGCUGGCCGCUAUUGUUGAACGCCAAAAACACGAGGAGGGUUGCAUCAUACUCCCCAUUUUUUACAUGGUCAAUCCCAGCGACGUACGACAUCAAACCGGUCCUUUCAAGCAGGCAUUUCGAAAGCGCUCGAGGAGUUUUGAUGAGAGGACCGUACAGGAGUGGAGAGAUGCUCUGAGUAAAGUUGGAGCUCUGAAAGGAUGGCAUGUCGAAAGCAACGAUAAGCAGGGAGCUAUUACGGAUCUUGUUUAUAGCAUUAUAUGGUCACAUCUAAGCAAGAGCAUAUAUGUAGUAGAGACUGACAAAUUGGUUGCAAUAGAUGAUCAUAUAGAAGCAGUAAAAGAAAGGAUGGAACUCGAUUCUGCAAGUGUGGGAGUGGUUGGAAUUCAUGGUAUUGGUGGUAUCGGUAAAACCACCAUUGCAAAGGCAGUUUACAACAAAAUAUCAGGUAGUUUUGCUCGCUGUAGUUUUGUGGACGACGUACGAGAGACACUAGAGCAGAGGGACGGUAUUAUUAGUUUGCAGAAGAAAAUAAUUUCGGACGUUAUGAGACUGACAACCGUUGAACCUAUCACUAGUGUCAGUGACGGAAUCAGAAUCAUACGUGAGAGGGUGUCUCGAUUCAAAGUGCUCAUUAUCCUCGAUGAUGUGGACGAGAAAUCUAAACUCGACGAAAUAUUAGGAAAGUUCGAGAAUUUCGCAUCUGGAAGCAGAUUUAUCGUUACUUCUAGAAACGUUGAAAUCGGGGAUGGCAAUCAGUUUCAAAUGCACGAUCAACUUAGGGAUCUCGGUGUAAACAUUGUCCAUCGAGAAAAUGUUGAAAAUCCAUUGAGAAGAAGUAGAAUAUGGUCAAACCCACAAGCAUUGGAGUUGCUAAGUAGAGAGAAGGGACCAAGCCAAGUCCAGACCCUCAGAGUGAAUUCAGGAUCAUUUGUUGCGAAGGAGAUGGCAAGCGACUGUUUCGUAAAUUUGUCGGAGUUGAGAUAUUUGGACGCAGAAUAUACAAUGCUCAUUGGAGAUUUCAGUAAUCUUCUACCAAAGAUGAGAUGGUUUCGUCUGCACUACCACCGAAAUGCGGGUCAUAAUAAGCUGACUAAUUUGAAGAUGGAGAAUUUGACAAUUCUUGACCUCCAUUCAAGCGAUGUUCCAUAUGAUUGGGGAGGUUGGCGCAAUAUCAUCAAGGUGGCAGAAAAGCUGAAGGUUAUAGAUCUUACUAAAUGUUAUAACAUGACGAGACUUCCCUGCUUCCCAACAUCUGGCAGUCUAGAGAUACUGAAUCUCAGUUGCCUCAUGCUGAGAUCUGCGGACCUAGAUCUUGGGAAUUUAAGCAACCUGAAAGUGCUGCUCCUGAAAGGUGGUGGAGUAAGAAAGAUAACGGGUGGAACCAUUGGGGUGCUUAAACAGCUGCGAGAGCUUGAUGUCACAGAAUUCCGUUGUGAGAAUCUAGGAGAAGCCCUUGCUGACAUUGGGGAACUACAGGUUCUUAAACACUUGAGAGCAAGUGGCACUGAUAUUGUGGCGACACAUGGAACUCGGGCUGGGAUUCGGUUACCCACAAGUUUGAAGGAGCUGAUCACUUCAUCUCCCAUUGCUAACCUUUCUGAGCUUAUUGAGAUGGAGACAUUAGUUGUUAGAGACUGUUCCUAUGGGCUUGAGAUCCCCCCAGCAGACACCAUGUGGUGGAAAUUGUCCAAGUUGAAGUCUAUGGAACUCUAUGGAACAAGGAUGACGACGACGAUUAGUCUUCGACCUUUCAGGCUGCUUCCUUCAACUCUUACCAGGCUGGAUAUCCGUGAAUAUUGGGGACUGAAUUGGCUCCCAAAUUUAGAGAAUCUGGAAAACUUGACUUUGCUAUCCAUUCAUGACUGCCCAGCGCUCAAGGAGAUCCAAGGCCUAGGAGGGUUAAAAUCUUUGGAAGUUUUAAUCAUAGAUAGAGUGAGUUUGCGUAAUCUUAUAGGCCUUGACUGUCUUGUGUCUUUGAAAACGUUGGAAAUCUCAAACUGUCAUGAGUUGCGAAGGCUGCCCAGCCUCGCGUCUUUGAGCACUUUAUGCAAAUUUCAUUCAUUUGGAUGUCCACAUCUCGCUGAAAUCCAAGGCAUUGAAGGGCUGAAAUCAUUGCAAGUGCUCAGUAUUAUGAGUGAAGAUAGCUUAAGUCUCCUCGAAGGCCUUGAAACUCUGCUGUCCUUUAACAAGCUGCAGACUUUACAGAUACAGGGUUGCCCUCUUCUCACGUCACUAUCAUCCCAUGUCCAGCAGCAGCUUGGUGAUGGUGGUGGUGGCGGUGCGAGCCGAUUAGUACUUGACUCAUUACGAGAACUGUCCAUAGGUGGAUCUGCAUUGCUGCUGAAGACUAGCUUCGGCCAGAUGCUUCAUCUGUCUAAGUUUUCGAGGCUUCUGGAGUUGGAACUUGAGCAGACGGAGGCUGAUGAUGUAGACAAGGAACUGCUGCUGGAGGGGCUCGAGUCCUUGGAAGAGUUGACAAGACUAACGUUGCGUGGCUUGGCAAUACAGAAACUACCUUCCCUGUCAAAACUGCAAAAGUUGGAAGCGUUAAUUGUCACCGGUGCUUCAAAUUUGCGUGAGAUUGAGGGUAUUGAAGAUUUGAAAUCUUUGGAAUGGCUAGUGCUCAGUAGUUGCACAUCAUUUGAAACAUUACCAGAGGGACUGUCUGGUUUGAAGCGAUUGCGACAAGUUAACAUCGAAGGAUCCACAAACUUGACUGGCCUCUCUGCACUAAGCUACCUACCGCCUAAUGUUUAUGUAUGGGGCCCGAAUCUUCUAUAG